Molecule: messenger RNA, 474 nt
Organism: Gilbertella persicaria
Lineage: Eukaryota; Fungi; Mucoromycota; Mucoromycetes; Mucorales; Choanephoraceae
Exons: 2
Coding region: 1-474 (157 amino acids)
Source: RefSeq, a predicted model, not a curated record
AUGCACAAGGACGUAAAUGAUACCCACCCCGACAAAUCUUCUUCACUAGGUAAAGUACAAUCGAGAAUUUACAGAUCAUAUAGACCUAAGGAUGCUUUUCUUCUUGACAUCACCAAGGUCAAAGCUCAAUACACAGAUCUUCAGUGUCUGCAAGAGAUCAAAGCCCAACGCCCUACAUUUCAUGCUUGUUCUUUUCUCAAAGAUGGUUCAGCUCGAUAUCUCGAGAUUUAUAUUGAAUCUCAACAUGAUGUCAAUGAUCUUGGUGCGAAUCAUUCCGUGCCAAGCCAUCGAUCCGAAGCUCUGGAAGGCCUAAAGGUCAGUUUAUCUCCUUUCGGCCAAGUUAUUGACGUCGGCAUUAUAACCGAACCUAAUACUGGGUUUUUUAUGGGAUCCGAUUAUGCUGUCAUUGGUAUUCCCAGACAGUCAGGAGAAGACCAAAUCAAGUAUCAGGAGUUAGCUCACAAUAUCCGUUAG